This is a messenger RNA of Dentiscutata erythropus, 594 nucleotides long. The record is from the annotation of a GenBank genome assembly. Lineage: Eukaryota; Fungi; Glomeromycota; Glomeromycetes; Diversisporales; Gigasporaceae.
AUGGCUAAUAUAUGUACAUUGCGAGAUAUUAACUCAAAAGGACAUCGUCUUGGAAGUAUUAGGGAGGUGGAACUUGAAGAAGCUUUACGUGAUAGUUGUAAGUCCAAUUCUGAACUUAUUGAUGAUUUUAAAAACUAUCAGAAGGUGUAUAAAAAGUAUAUUAAAAAUAUCAAACAGGAUAAGUUAGAAUCAGCUCAAAAGGAUGCAUUUUCAACUCAGAAAGAGAUAAUAAAAAAAGAAUCCGAGAUUAUAUCUCUCAAGUCUGAAUUAACGAAUAUAAAGAAUGAACUAACGAAUACAAAGGAUGAAUUAGCUUCAAAAAUUAAUGAAAUUGAGUGUUUAGGCACUUUAUACCCUGCUUCACAGAAAACAAAAGAUAUAUUGGAUCCUGUAGUUAUGGGAGGUGCGGAAAAAAAUACGCAGAGUGAGGAACAAAGUUUCAAAUCGAAUUCUGAAGCUGAAUCUAAAAGUCUUGUAAAAUAUUUUAAAAGUAAAAAGAAAAUGGAAGCAGAAAUAAAUGAUACUUCCCUAACUAACCAAGAGUCUUUAACAAAUGAUAUAUCGAAUAUAAAAAAUGAGCUAAUAUUACAAUAG